Messenger RNA from Octopus bimaculoides (California two-spot octopus), 1393 nucleotides. RefSeq lists its product as uncharacterized. NCBI's taxonomy places the organism in Eukaryota, Metazoa, Mollusca, Cephalopoda, Octopoda, Octopodidae. Gene Ontology annotation, molecular function: DNA-binding transcription factor activity, RNA polymerase II-specific; RNA polymerase II cis-regulatory region sequence-specific DNA binding. Gene Ontology annotation, biological process: regulation of transcription by RNA polymerase II. The record is from RefSeq and is a predicted model, not a curated record.
UCUAAUGUUUAAUAAACACUUGGAAAAUAGAUUUGGUGAAUAUACAGCUAUAAUCAUUUAACAAAAAAACAUUAUUGCUGAAGUCAUUUUUAAGUAACUGCUUCUAAAUUCCACGUAAAAAUAAAGUACUAUAUGUUAAAAAAAAUUAUCCAGAUAUUAUAACUAUGAUGGAACAUGCUACCAUUCUUCCACGGAGGUUUUGCCCUGUUAUUCUUCAACAUAACUCAGAACAAGAUCUAUCGUCUACCAGUUCAGGUAUUCAUUCACCACCACAGAUUCACCAGUAUGGCGAUACUUCACGAGAUGGAAAUUUUUUCAAUGGACAAACUAUAUUUCAUGUUCAGUUACCGAGUGAUAAAUCUGAUGUUUCUUAUACAACACCUAAACGAUAUGAAUACAAGAGAUAUGGCCAAGUGGAUGUACCCUUUUACAGAACAAACAUGCAUAAAUUUGAAGAAGGCAAAGACCAUAUACCACACAAUGAAUUACCUCAAGGCGGAAGUGAUAACUUUUAUGAUAUAUUACCGAGCCACACAAAUUUAGAUAAUUACAUCACAAACAACGAGGCUUUAAAAUGCUUUUCUCCAUCGUCCCAUAUAAAAUAUCCAAUUCCUACAUUUACAAAACCCUUUUCAGAAAUAAAUGCAUUGUCAAAAUGCGUGGAUGUCUCUCAAAACGUUUAUUCUUGCAAACCACGUGAUAAAAGGGAAACGAACGAACCUCGACAAAUCAAUAUUCAUUCAAAGCAAUCUGUAGACGGUCAAUCUCAAAUAAAACCGAUAUCGAACCAUCCUUUUCCCAUUGAUAUGCUGAAAUGCUCAGGAAGCUUCCUUCAAAAGAUGAAUUUGUACGUAAAACAAAUGGGUGGAUCUACACACGAAAUGAAGACAGAUCUGCAGGAAAAUGGCAGACAGUAUCAGAGGAGGAUAAAUAAAUGUCCGUACUGUAAUAAAUUCAAAUCAAGUCCAGCACAACUUAAGAUUCACUUACGUAUCCACACAGGUGAACGUCCGUUCGUCUGUUGUGGAAAAGGUUGUGAGAAGACAUUUGCCAGGAACGAAGAACUGACACGACAUCUUCGCAUUCAUACAGGUUACCGUCCCUAUAUCUGCCGUGUGUGUCAACGUCGAUUCGGAAGGAAGGAUCAUUUACGCAAGCACGAAAUAACUCACCAGAGCAUAAGAGAUAAGAAGGUUUAUGUCUGUCUUGUAGACGGCUGCACACAAAGUUACACUCGAUCAGAUGCAUUGGCAAGGCAUCGUUGGAAUGUUCACUUAAUUAGUCCACAGAUAAAUAACGUUCGAGUAAGAACCAUUAAUACACGUGGUCAGAUAAAAUAAAUAAGAACUAUAUUUUUGUUGAAAUUCUCUCGAAUAAAGAACUUAAUAUGAAA